Messenger RNA from Fomitopsis serialis, 1718 nucleotides. RefSeq lists its product as uncharacterized. Lineage: Eukaryota; Fungi; Basidiomycota; Agaricomycetes; Polyporales; Fomitopsidaceae. The record is from RefSeq and is a predicted model, not a curated record. The transcript is spliced from 5 exons. The coding region runs from base 1 to 1530 and encodes 509 amino acids.
AUGACCACCAUCCAUAGUCUGGACAGCAUCCCGCAGGAAGUCCUCGAGCAUAUCGCGUAUUACACCGCCACCGUCAACUUCCUCGGUCCGCCCUCCGCGCUCGUUCCUCUUCUCUCCACGAAUCGCCGCAUCUAUGCCGCCCUCGCUCUCGACAGAAAUCCCCACAUCUGGGCACGCAUUUUCUCGUACAAGUUCGACCUAGCCGCAGCACGCACCACCCCGCUUGCGAUCGCACAAGAACUCAAGAAGCGAUGUAUGGUCCUGCGCCGAUUACGGGCUAAGACAGAUACAUUGGCUCCGAUCUGGGAGCUUAGCUCGGGGCACUCGAGGCAGCUUAGUGAACUGCUAUGGACGGCCUACCUCAUGAUGCUCGAGAAUGACGGAAGGAACGAGCGCCAGCUCAGAGAAUACGCCCGGAUGGACGGCUGGCUGCGGACGUACCUGCUCGGCGAGAAUGGCGCGUCGCUCGUGCGGUCUACCGUCAAACGCGACGAAUGGCCAGUGGGGAACGAUGAGCGAAUAUCGUUGGCCUUGUGGUUGUUCUGGAUGCUCCUCAGGCCCGAGGAGUACAUGAUGGACGAAGCAGCCUUCCACAGCGCAAAUAGCGUCUUGAAGCUCAUCGCGCUCGGUGCACAUCACUACAGCCUCUGCACACCAUCCUGGGUCAAUUUCCACCCGAGCCUCAACCCGAAGGACGGCUCUGUACUGACGCACUACGGCAUGCCCUUACGCCUAGCCCCGCCCGCGCCCGCAUCUCCCGCCAUCCUCGCCUACCUCACCCUCGUCAACCAGCUCAGCGUCGCAUGGGACACCAUCAGCUACAUGAAGCCGCCUGACCCGACGCUCCCAGCGGUCCUGGGCGCGACCAGCACGGAGUGGGAAGCGGAGUGGUCGCGUGCGCUGGCGGGAGUGCGUGUUCGUGCCGGGCAGCUUGGACGGGUUCUGGGAGGGCUGUUCACGUACACGGAGUUCACCGCGUACGCGGCCCUGCUCUCGGGCGCGUCCCCCGCUGUGCUGGAGCGCAGCCUCGUCGCGCAGCACCCGCAGCUGUGGAAGCUCCGCGAGCACCAUCUGUACUACGAGGACGAGGACGGUCCGGCGGGGACGCGAGGAAGCGAUCCGCUUGUCCCGGGCAGUCCGCUGCUUGCGUAUCUGCCGGUAGGCGCGGAGGUGCACGAGGGCCCGAAUGGGCUGGAGGUGCGGACGCCUGGACGGGCACCGGUAGUGUACGAGACGUGGUCGCGGAUCCCGGAAAAGCAGCGCGGCGAGCGGAGGCUAUGCGACGUCAUCAUCACCGGCGAAGGGCACUCUGCGUGGGGCCAGUUCAGUCUGCUGGGGCGCGUGCGGCCGUGCGACGGGUUUUUGUGUCUGUCGAAGAACUAUGUGGAUGGGGAUCGUGGACGAUGGCUUUACAGAUCGUACCUUGUCGGGAACGAACACGGAAACUUGAGCGGGCGAUGGCGCGAUACCCUGAGCCCGGCGGAGGUGCUGGGGUAUGAAGGCUGCUUCAUGAUGAGUCGACGACGGUGAGGACCGCUAUCUACUAUGAAUGAUCUCCACUCCUUCCUGCUUGCACGUUGUCGUUCUCGGUCACUUGACUGUUGCCACUGAUACCCAGCGUGCUUUGCGUACAUUCUGCAUCUGCUCUCUGUCGUGCCCUGCGGCCGUGUUGUACUAACCUCAUAACGUGUGGCCUUACUUACUCGACAUGAUCGUCA